Molecule: messenger RNA, 2226 nt
Organism: Penicillium odoratum
Lineage: Eukaryota; Fungi; Ascomycota; Eurotiomycetes; Eurotiales; Aspergillaceae
Product: putative C6 transcription factor
Exons: 3
Coding region: 1-2226 (741 amino acids)
Biological process (GO): DNA-templated transcription; regulation of DNA-templated transcription
Molecular function (GO): zinc ion binding; DNA-binding transcription factor activity, RNA polymerase II-specific; DNA binding
Source: RefSeq, a predicted model, not a curated record
AUGGAAAGCCGCGAACCUGCGGCUAAUCUUGAAAAAACAGCCCAAUCUCGGUCUUCUGCGCCGAGGGUCCGCCUGAGCUGUGAAGCAUGCCGUCAGCGAAAAGUGAAAUGCGAUAAACUGAGUCCAUGCACUAGUUGUCAGCGACUCGGUUUUCAAUGUGUUCCUGUAGAGCGAGCCCGUCUACCGCGGGGUCGUACGCGCAAGGCUCCCGAGCGAGCUGGCGGCUCGGACAGGGAACUCGCUGAACGGGUCGCAAAGCUUGAACAACUUCUGCGGCGAGUUGCUGCAGAGCGUAAUUCUCCAUUUCAACCUCAGGUCGAGACGCAUUCUUCCAAUGAUCCUGCUCCAGAAUAUAAACCUGAUAUGCAGGAGGUGGUUGAUGCUGAGACCUGGCAAGAGCAGAAUGCCCAGCUGGGCGACACACAACUGCCAUCAUCGGCAAACCUGACACAUCGGCCUCGUCCAGCGGUCACUUAUCUAGGUAGCUCGUUUUGGGAGGAUAUUAUGCACCAGACGCAAGAGCUGCGGACGGUGCUUGAUAGCCGUGUUGAAAAUGAUCAACUUGAACUCAAGAGUCCAACUGGUUUUGGCUCUUCUUUUGUCGGCUCUGAGGGCUCUGAGAGCGUCGCUACUUCGCCCCAAUCCCUGAAAGGGAUCAACAUCUCACCUCAGACACGCCGCACUCUCUGUGGUAUUUACCUUCGCAAUGUGGACCCUCUAUUCAAGGUUCUACACCGACCUUCAUUACGAGCAUUUCUUCAUGACGACCAGCCUUAUCUUGAUUAUGAUCAUGAUCACCAGGCCCCGAUUACGUUGGCAUUUGCCGUUUUUUCUGCCGCCGUCUGUACGAUUGAUGAUUCCCAAUGUCAGCUACUAUUGGGCCUAGACCAGAAAAAUGCAUUUGCCAAGCUCCAAAAAGAGACAGAAGCUGCGCUGGUCAAGGCAGAUUUUGUGACUACAAAUGAUUUAACUGUUUUGCAAGCCUUUGUAAUCUCACUGCUAGCGGCUCGUUGCCAAGACCAAAGCCGGCGUGUUUGGACCAUGUCAGCCAUGGCUCUUCGCGUAGCUCAAGCACAGUGUCUUCAUAUGGCCGACCCGCCCUUCCGAGUCAGUCCAUUCGAGCAAGAACUGCGUCGACGUUGUUGGCUGGGAAUUGGGAUGCUUGAUGUCGCAGCCUCGUUAGACAGAGCAUCUGAACCAAUGAUGCAAGCCGCAUGGGUAGACUCGAUUCUUCCAUCAAACAUAAACGACGAAGAUAUUUGGUUUGACAUGGAGGGUCCUGUCCAGGAACCACCGGAAGGGACCUUCACCGACUUCACGCUCCCAUUGGUCGUCGCAGCAGCCCAGUCUGUCUGUCGAUCUAUCGCCUUUGCCGAUUUCAUGGAAGCAUCAGUAAAGUCGAUGAGUGUGCGCCAACAAAUUCUAUUAGACUUCCAGAAUACAGCUUCUACCCUUCUGAGUGGAUGCCGACCAGAUAUCAACCCCUUUCAUCUAUACGCAAAAUGCACGGCGAAUUCAAUCAAUGGCUGGCUACAACUUGGCUGUCUCCGCCCGCUUCAACGAAGCACAAACUUUACUCCCCCCUCCGUCCAAGGAGAUAUUCUUCUCAAACUGGCCGCUGAGAAUCUUCAAAUGGCAUCAGAAGUCUACUGUAACCCAGCCAUGACGCAGUGGUCAUGGUUCGGCUCAAUGUGGGUUCCAUGGCAUGGGCUUGCGGUAGCUCUUGCCGAACUCUGUGUCUGCAAAGAAGCAGAAACCAUGUCAAAGUACUGGCCCGUGGUAUGGCAAGUGUAUCACCGAACGAGCUCUAUUAUUGCAGACUCACAGCACGGAAUGCUAUGGCGACCACUCGAAAAACUCAUGAAACAAGCAUUCAAUCGAAAACAAGAGCUGCUAGGUAGCCAGAGCUCAAAUGAUGCUAUCGAUCAGGUGUCUCUGAGCGAAGGAAGUUCUGUGAAUCCUGCUCAGCAGUUGAAUCCUCAUCCUCUGACAGACUUCUCGUUAGAGGGUAUGGGAACUAUACCUCCUAGCGUGCAAGUUAAUCUGCCCAUUGUAAUGCCGACAAACAUGGGACUUGAGUCUGGCCUUGAAUUAUGGCCCAAUGUCUGGGAUGCCAUGGAUUUAAGUGCCAGCGGGGCCCAAGAUUGCGAUGUUGCUUGGGCCAAUUAUACGAACUUCAUUGGAGAUGUGUAUGAUAGUGCAGACUCUAUCUUCCUGCCACGAUGA